Messenger RNA from Labeo rohita (rohu), 1888 nucleotides. RefSeq lists its product as uncharacterized. The record is from RefSeq and is a predicted model, not a curated record. Bases 138 to 1616 code for a protein of 492 amino acids. Lineage: Eukaryota; Metazoa; Chordata; Actinopteri; Cypriniformes; Cyprinidae. The transcript has 8 exons.
CAAUUUGAAAAUAAAACUGUAGAGCUUUUUUUGUGGAAAUACCCCCACUCUGCAGUUUCAGUUUCAAAGUGAGAUCAGCAUUCCUUGUACUGUUGUCUCUGUGAAAUUUUAUUUUGAGACAAUGACGUCUCGAAGGCAUGGAGUAUAUUAGGUGUGGUUGCUCUGCUCCUAUCAACCCCGUGGUUUUCUGUUUGAGCCCGUCUGUAUGUGAGACCCACCAGUUUGAAGGCAGCCUUCAAGUGAACACAAAAUACCACAUCUUUCUGCAGGAGGAUUUACCUGUAAAAAAAACAUGGCUGAUAGCAAAGCAGAUGAUGCAGAAGUGCAUUCCAAGGAAAAUUUUUUUUUUUGGUCCCCUACACCCUUUAUCGUUUCGAAACUGUCACUCUGAGCUUGUCCUCAGUGACACAGCAUGUAGUCCAGAGUUCAUCCAGGAGCUUCUUCCAUCUGUGGAGCGAACGGCUCUUCUCUAUCAUCUGUCGUACCUGUCUCUGGGAAGUUUCCCAAAGCUGGAGCGUCUGAUCAGAAAACGAGCUAUGGAAACACAACUGCUGUUUGGAUCCUCUGAGGCUGUUCUGCUAAAAUGUGUAGGAACCAGCGACAACCUGGUUAAAUCACUGCUGCCCUUUCUGAAGGUUGCUGUGGAGAAGAACAAACCGCAGUUAGCCCUGAAAUUCCUAGACAAAGCCAAAGAAUGGAUCGGUGAAAUCAUACGGGACGUUAAAGAAAUUGUGCAGAGGUACGAGAAACAUAACAGUGACGUAGCCAAAUCAAACAGUGACAUCAUCACUGAGAAAGAAGAGACAGAGAAGAAGCAGCAGCAACAAACCUGUGAGAUGGAGACGCUUCAGAAGAACAUUGAAGACCUGGAUGCAAACCUUCAUAACAUUAAUAAGGAGAUAGAAGAUCAUGAGAAGAAGAUUGAGCAGAAAAAUGUGGAGAUAAAAAAGUUUAUCAACAGCAUCACCAACACCAAGAACCAACAGCUGAUGCAGAUGCCUGCAGUGAAAGUAACAAGUGUUGCUAUAUUUUUAAUGAUGGUGCCAUUUGUGGAACAUAUUAUGAAUUACAUUUGUAAAAUGGAGACAUCACAGGAAUCUAUGAUCAGAACUCUUCAAACUGGUUUAUCUGAACUCACUAGUGCAAAGCAACACCUGAAAGAACAAGAGUGGGACAUCCAGAACAAGCUGAUGGACAAGCAGCUGCAGAAAACGAUUCCCUGUGUUUCUCAUCUUGAUGAGGUACAGAUCUGCCUGUCCCAAAUCCAGCAAAUUCUGGUUCAGCUCCAGAAAUUCUGGGAGAAAGUGGGUUCCCUAUUGGAUACGCUGAAGCAAAGGACCUUCGCUGGAGAGGACUGGAUUGAUGAGCUCACUGAUCUAAAGGAACAGUUCCUGGAGUCCAUUGAUGCAGCUAAAGAGGGAUGGACACAGUUUGGCAUCAGCUGCAUGAAGGCCAACAAAAUCUUCAGCGAUCAGUCAAGUCAGGCCUACAAGUUCCUGGAGGUCAGUCCUUCAUCUCUGUCCAAAGAACAGUGGGAGAAAGAGUACGAGAGCGUGAAGGAGAAACUGGAGAAGAUCAGACUAAACACUGUGAAUCAUAAAGCCAUUAUGCAGUGAGAUCUAGAAAGAUAUCAGGGAAUAUUAGUGAAAUUCCUAGCAAUGUUGCUGCUUUUUGCUAUUAACCAGGGCUGGUGUCAAGAGGUGCACUGGUGGGCUGUGAUUGAAUUUGAAAGUAAAAGAUUGCAUGCCUUUGUGAAUGUGAGCGAUUGCACGCUUCCUCCCUUCUGUAACUGAAUGUCUAAAAAAGGGCUGAUAAACCAGUAUAAAGUAUACUGACUAUUAUUAAUCUCAAUGUUUGACCUGCUCCAUAUGAAAUAAAACUGCUUUCA